ACUACACUUCCCAUGAUGCUAUGGGGCAAAAGGGGCGGGCCAUAUUCAGGCCUAGCGCAGACGGACGGACGCGGUAGCCAAUGGAGCCGCGGGCGGGGCAGCGUCUCGUCCAAUCAGGACCGUCCUGCUGCUGCUGCUGCUUCCCUGGGCUUGUGCGUGGCCAUCUGGCAAGGCGAGGGGCGAGCAGCCGGGGCCAUGGGGGGCAGCAGGAGGCGGAGGGCGGCCGGGCAGCAAAGUCCAGCGAGAGAAGCCCCAGCAGAGCCACCGGGGUCCCAGAAGAAGCAGAAGCAGGUGCUGAUCCAGCAGGCGCUCCUAAAAGACCCCAUAGACCUGGAAGGGCUGCGCCAGGCCGCCUUCAGCCGGGGGGGCCUCUUGACGGACGAGAUCCGGAGGAAAGUCUGGCCCAAACUGCUGGGAGUCAACAUCUACAGCCUGCCCCCCAAGCCAGGUCUGGAAGUGCGGCAGAACCACAAAGAUUACAACCAGGUCUUGCUGGACGUCCGACGCUCCGUCCGCAGGUUCCCUCCAGGGAUGCCCGAGGCCCAGCGCCAGGUCCUGCAGGAGCAGCUGACGGACGCCAUGCUGCACGUGCUGAGGUCCCACCCGGAGCUGCACUACUACCAAGGCUACCACGACAUCGCGGUGACGCUGCUGCUGGUGGCCGGGCAGCGCAUGGCCAUGGCUCUCCUGGAGAGGCUCUCCCUGCUCCACCUCAGGGACUUCAUGGACCCCACCAUGGACAGCACCAAGCACAUCCUCAACUACCUGAUGCCCAUCCUGCAGCGGGAGAGGCCCCGCCUCCACGACUUCAUGCACAGGGCCGACGUGGGCACCAUCUUUGCCCUGAGCUGGCUGAUCACCUGGUACGGCCACGUCCUGGCCGACGUCCACCACACCCUGCGCCUCUACGACUUCUUCUUGGCCUCCCACCCACUCAUGGCCGUCUACUUCGCCGCCGCCAUCGUCCUCCACCGCGAAGAGGAGGUCCUGGCCUGCGCGUGCAACAUGCCCAGCCUGCACCAGCUCCUCUCCCGCAUCCCCCAGGACCUGCCUUACGAGACCCUCGUCCUCCGCGCCCAGGAGCUCUUCCGGCGACAUCCGCACACCGAGCUGGCCAAGCAGGCUGCCCUCCAGAUCCACAAGAGCAUCAGCAUCGGCUCCUUCCCGGAGUUCCAGCAGGCAGCCUCGUGCCAGCGUCCGGACGCCAUCCUCCUCCGACAGCAACAGCAGCGCCGGAUUUCGCACCCGGGACCCGAGUCCCUCCUCUCCGCGACGGAGCACAGCCCGCUGGUCAAGGCAGCCGUCUGGGGCAUCUCGGCCACUUUGGGGGCCGCCGCCUUGGCCGUCACCCAGACCGCCUUGGAGUGGGGGCCCGAGUUCCUCCUCCAGCUCUUCUAGGAAGGACUGCGAGACCCAUCCGGAGCCAAGGUCCGAAUCCCCACUUUGCCCGACUGGGUGACACUCUCUCAGCCCCGGAAGGCCGCAAUAGUGGCCAACCUCCUCUGCACAGAUCUUGCCAAGGAAACCUGCUUGGAGACAA
Anolis carolinensis (green anole) is the source of this 1540-nucleotide messenger RNA. Its product is annotated as TBC1 domain family member 20. Bases 13 to 1398 code for a protein of 461 amino acids. The record is from RefSeq and is a predicted model, not a curated record. Gene Ontology annotation, biological process: positive regulation of GTPase activity; endoplasmic reticulum to Golgi vesicle-mediated transport. Gene Ontology annotation, molecular function: GTPase activator activity. The transcript is spliced from 8 exons. Gene Ontology annotation, cellular component: endoplasmic reticulum membrane. Lineage: Eukaryota; Metazoa; Chordata; Lepidosauria; Squamata; Anolidae.